Molecule: messenger RNA, 687 nt
Organism: Arabidopsis arenosa
Lineage: Eukaryota; Viridiplantae; Streptophyta; Magnoliopsida; Brassicales; Brassicaceae
Source: the annotation of a GenBank genome assembly
AUAUCCAUCAACACAUAAUAAACAGGAAAAAUAGACUAGAUAUGAAGAUCUUAAAGACCUCUUUGCUAAUGCUGAUUUUUCUUGCGGUCACGUUAUGUUUCUUGCGAGCCAAGUCACAAGGAGUUUACUGCAGCAACCCUUAUGAACGAUGCUUCCAAAAGUACAUAUUGUGUCCGCAAGAAUGUCCCACCACCGGUGCUGCAAACUCUAUGAACAGAGUCUGUUACGUAGACUGUAGUAAACCUCUCUGCAACUCCGAGUGUCGCAGAUUGGGUCCAAACUGCUAUAAACCUGGAUCGGCCUGUCACGACCCGAGGUUCAUAGGUGGUGAUGGGAUUGUGUUCUACUUCCACGGAAAGAGCAAUGAACAUUUUAGCCUUGUCUCGGACCCUGACUUUCAGAUCAAUGCUAGGUUCACUGGCCACAGACCCGUUGGUCGUUCUAGAGACUUCACUUGGAUACAAGCUCUUGGCUUCCUCUUCAACUCUCAUAAGUUAUCCCUGGAAGCCACCAAAGUCGCCACUUGGGACAGCGGCAUCGACCAUCUCAGAUUCUCUUUCAACGGCCAAGAAUUAGUUAUCCCUGAGGAAACACUCUCCACAUGGUAAUUAAUAGCCAAAUAUCAUGUUUUAUUGAAACCAAUUUUGAAGUUUGCAUUAACAUACGAAAAAAAUACUUUAAAAUUUU